UUGUUGCCCCGUAAAGGCCAGCUGUUGGUGUUGUUUCUACACCCCAAAGAAACCAAGUGUCAAGCUCCCAGAGAGCCGCAUGUGAGCAUCUUCUCUCCCCGGUGCGCCUCCAGCUGCAGCGCAGGUCGCGUGCGUCGUCGCCCCUCGGCGCAGUUUGUGUUGCAGGUGCGCGGAGAAGGAGCGCGAGGACAGAUGGCUGCGCUGACGAUACAAAGGACUGACAACUUUUUGCACACUUUUUUACAGGACCGGACGCCCAGCUCCUCUCCAGAGGGAGCGUCUAACGCGCUGUCCUUCCUGGCCACCACCUGCAGCCAGGCCUGGCAGGUGGGAGGCGGCAUGGGCUCCGAGGGCUCCCAGUUCCCCUACGAGGGCACGGUCAGCUCCACGUCCGGGAUGUUCCAGCUCUGGAGUAACGAAAUGGCCCCCAGCACGGCCCUCAGCACGCACCAGAUGACCUUCACCGUGCCCAAGAUGCAGUUCCCCGGACACAUGCAGUCCGGCCUGGGCCACCACCACCACCCUCACCACCACCACCACCACCACGAGCUGCCUCUGACCCCUCCGGCCGAGCCCGCGCCCUCCUACUCCUUUGAACUGUCCCCGGUCAAGGUGCUGUCCUCGCAGCCCCAGACCGGCAGUCCCUACUACCCCCAGCAUAACGGCGUGGGCCAGAACUUCCCGGGCUUCCUGCAGAACUCCUCUGCCCGGCACCACCUGUCCGGAGGCCACGUGGACGAAGGCCAGCAGUGGUGGAGCCUACCCCAGACCAACGCCGCCCCGGCCAGCCACCCCUUCUCCCUGGGCCGGCAGCUGGUGCUGGGCCACCAGCCCCAGAUCGCCGCUCUCCUGCAGGGCACCUCCAAAGGUCUGCUGAGCUCCACGCGCCGCUGCCGGCGCUGCAAAUGCCCCAACUGCCAGGCCAGCGGCGGCGGGCUGGAGUUCGGCAAGAAGAGGCUCCACGUCUGCCACAUCCCCGAGUGCGGCAAAGUGUACAAGAAGACGUCCCACCUGAAGGCGCACCUGCGCUGGCACGCCGGGGAGAGGCCCUUCAUCUGCAACUGGCUCUUCUGCGGGAAGAGCUUCACCCGCUCGGACGAGCUCCAGCGCCACCUGCGCACGCACACCGGCGAGAAGCGCUUCGGCUGCCAGCAGUGCGGCAAGAGGUUCAUGAGGAGCGACCACCUCUCCAAGCACGUCAAGACCCACCAGACCCGGAAGGGCCGGUCCGGUCAGCCCUCACAGAGCACAGACUCUCUGCUGACCAAUAUCAAGAGAGAGUAGUCCCGGUGGUCCUCCUUUCAAACACAAUGAGCAACAGUGACCAGACUGUGUGAGUCCCACUUACUGCCAUAGGUUUGCACUACAAGAGGGUAAGCACCCAGCUCCCCCAAAUAUUUCUUUUCUUGUGAAAGCCUUUGCUCUUGAAUUCAAGGAAAAACCAUAUACACAUAUUUAGUUAGUAAGAUUUUGAAGAAAACAAAACACCUUUAAAGAAAACUUGAAACCUUUUCCGGUGAUAUUGUGAUCUGCUGCGUUCAGUCUUUAUCUGCCUUCCACUAUUUAAAUAUCAUUCAAAUCUCAGCUAAUAGGAAAUUAUAUAUUUUUUUUCAAACUUCUUUGUGUAAAUAUUUCAUCCAUGUGAAGGAUUUGACACACACACGAGAAAAUUAAAAAAAGUGUUUACAUUACUCUGUUGUCCAAAUGUCAUGUUUAAUAUAAAUGUUUGCCUUUGUUCAAACUAACGUUGCUGCAGAAAAAAAAAAUCUGUUUAUCUUUCGAACAAUAUGCUUAUAACGAAUUAAUGCCUGUGUUCCUGUUGAUAAUUCUAUUUUUUAUUCUAACGUAUUUCCUAAUUUGUCAGAUUUGAGGUAGAUAUUUCUUUUGAAAUGUAAACAUGGGACUCUUUGAUCCGCGGACGCGUCUGCUCUUCAGCAGCAAUGUGAAGCACCACUCCUGCAGAUUGGAAAACAUUUUAAAAUUUAAAGUUCUUUGUAAAUUAUGUAUAAAUAUUGUGAACAAUUUUAUUUGGAAUUUUGACAGCA
Menidia menidia (Atlantic silverside) is the source of this 2045-nucleotide messenger RNA. The record is from the annotation of a GenBank genome assembly. NCBI's taxonomy places the organism in Eukaryota, Metazoa, Chordata, Actinopteri, Atheriniformes, Atherinopsidae.